AGGUUGAUGGGUUCGUUGAUGGAUGGUUGCUGAGCUUGAGGUGCAGUCGCGUCGAGCUGGAACCUUGAGCUCUGAUCGCUAAGGCAGAAACUUGUUGUACUGACUAGGACAUAGCGAUCUUAUCGCGCUUGAUAUCGCAACGAAUGGCCGCAACCACGCCCCGACUUUUAGAAUGUCUGGUUUGGUAGAUUAUGGGAGUAGUGAUGAGGAAGAUGAAGUUGAGGUGGAGCAGGUUCCUGAGAAAGAAGUGAAGGCGGCUGAACUACCUUCAGACUCACAAUUAGACCAUAAACAUUCGGAGAAAGAUUCAAAUACGAAAAACAACCAUGCACCACAACCAGAACCGCUGGAAGCCCCCACUGAACCUCAAAUUCAGCCAGACGCCCCAAUUAUUGGAGCUGCCCUUAGACCAACAGCGGCAGACUCAACAGCGUCGCUUCCCGAAGACACAGAUGAUACUACACCUCGCUCACCUUACUCGGUCAGCCGAGCGCUGUUGCGCGACCUGACCAUGCCGCCUGUCCCAAACUUCGAUAUCCCGCCCUCGCCUCCAGGCUCGCCGCCUCCUACCACGGAGAAGAAAUUCGCCCACUUCCUUCAGCUAAAGAAGCAGGGGACACACUUUAAUGAGAGGCUGGCGAACUCUUCGGCGUUGAAGAACCCGAGCCUCAUGCAGAAGCUCAUGGAUUUUGCGGACGUCAGCGAGGAAGACCAGUACGCUACGACGUUACCAAAGGAUGUAUGGGAUCCGAGUGGGUUUCCCAAAUGGGCUUACAAAGACGAGCUAGCGAAGAGCCAGCAGCAGGUCCUCAAGCGGGAAGAGGAGGAGAAACUAGGAGGACCGAGAGAGUUCGUUCCUGCGUCAGGGUCAGGAGAAUCCGGCCGUUCUGCAACGCCCUGCGCAGCGCCGAGAGGGGCGCCGAUGAGCGCCGCGGAGAGAGUUAUGGCGGGACUCGACCGCGGAAAGUCGAAUUCGCCACAGGUAGCGGGUACGAAGAGGAAGUCACGGUUUGAAAGCUGAGCGACGGUCAUCGGAGUGGAAGUGACUUUGAGAUGAGAAAUACCUUUUGGCACCUCUGUGUCACGAGAUUCGUGGAGACAGCCAUGGCAGUCGUGCCAAAACAUUGGGUGGCUAUUAUACAAAUAGAAGAAGCUUAUCCCAGCCGUUGAAAUACAUCACAUAUAUUUCUUGUGCC
This is a messenger RNA of Pseudogymnoascus destructans, 1196 nucleotides long. RefSeq lists its product as uncharacterized. Gene Ontology annotation, biological process: regulation of DNA-templated transcription. The record is from RefSeq and is a predicted model, not a curated record. Gene Ontology annotation, cellular component: nucleus. Bases 173 to 1021 code for a protein of 282 amino acids. The transcript is spliced from 3 exons. NCBI's taxonomy places the organism in Eukaryota, Fungi, Ascomycota, Leotiomycetes, Thelebolales, Thelebolaceae.